CACACAUCUCCUGGUGAUGAUGGCGGGCGGUGCCGGUGGCGGUGUCGGUGUCCUGGCGGUGUUAUGGCUGAUGUUGUCCUCGCUGUUUGCUGUGGCUCUGCUCCUGCACCGCUGGGUGUCCCGGGGCCGGGGCCGGGGCCUCGCUGCCGUCUUGUUUCAGGAUAUGAUGUUCUAUGGGAAAAGCAGAGGAUCCCUGGAGCGGCCGCCGUGGCUCCAGCGCCUGGACCUUCCCAAAAGAUGGUUCAUUCAUUUCUAUGUGGUUUCGGUGACCUGGAACGGUCUCCUUCUUGCAAUUCUUUGCCAGAACCUAUUUUGGGGUCAACCUUUCCCGAUGUGGCUCCAAAGGCUGCUCAGUUUUGUUUCUGGAAGUCAAUUACACAUGACGCCUGGAGAUGAGCUGUCUGUUCUACUGGUUCACAUGUUGCUUUGGAUACAUUCUAUUCGACGUCUCACAGAAUGCCUUUUCAUCUCUGUGUUUUCCAAUGUAGUCAUUCAUCCUGUACAAUUCAUUUGGGGUUUAACUUAUUAUGUGCUUGUUGGUUUAACGUUGCAUUGUGAGGGACCCCCUCUAGGAACCAAGGUUUACAAAAUUCAAGAUUUACUGGUGCAGUACCGGUGGUAUCAUGUAGCUGGAUUAACACUGUUUUUUUGGGCAACGGUUCAUCAUCACAAGAGUCACAUUAUACUGGCCAGUCUCCGAAAGAACAAAUUAGGUGAAGUUGUUAACCUGAGUCACAGAGUUCCUCACGGCGACUGGUUUGAACAGGUCUCCUGCCCACACUACCUGGCAGAGCUGCUGAUCUACCUUGCUCUGGCCAUGGUGUUUGGAGGACGACAUCUUACUUGGUGGUCUGUAGUGCUGUAUGUGUUGUCCAGCCAUGCAAUGAUGGCAGUCCAAAGUCAUGAAUUUUAUGUCAACAAAUUUGAGAAUUACCCCAAAAAUCGCAAAGCGUUCAUACCUCUUAUAUUUUAGUUUUGUUUUUCUACAUCUACAUCUUUUUUAUCUGCACAUUUUUAUCUAAAAAAUAAAUUGACAAACAUU
Messenger RNA from Callorhinchus milii (elephant shark), 1042 nucleotides. It is a transcript of the gene srd5a3, whose product is annotated as steroid 5 alpha-reductase 3. The transcript has 5 exons. Gene Ontology annotation, biological process: polyprenol catabolic process; dolichol-linked oligosaccharide biosynthetic process. NCBI's taxonomy places the organism in Eukaryota, Metazoa, Chordata, Chondrichthyes, Chimaeriformes, Callorhinchidae. Bases 17 to 973 code for a protein of 318 amino acids. Gene Ontology annotation, cellular component: endoplasmic reticulum. Gene Ontology annotation, molecular function: 3-oxo-5-alpha-steroid 4-dehydrogenase activity. The record is from RefSeq and is a predicted model, not a curated record.